GUUGAUUAUGCAUUUCAACAGAUGUUGCACAGCCCAACACAGUUUGACAAUGUGCUGGAGGCAGCCCACCACUUGCCUGUGCUGCUUUGGAAUGUGGGAGGGAACCCACGUGAUCACAGGGAGAACAUAUGAACUCUUCAGACAGCAACGGGAAUUAAACCCAGUUCAUUGACACCUUAAGCUGCAACGUUGCCAUCCCAGUGGAAAACAGGACUGGCCAUGCAUCACCCACUUAACCUGCAGCAGGCAUCAACAUUACUGAUGCCACACUGGCACCACAGGUAGAGCCACUGCCUGGUAGCUCCAGAGACCUGGGUUCAAUCCUGGCCUCGGGUGCUGUCUGAGUGGAGGCUGCACAUUCUCCUCGUGACUCUGUGGGUUUCUUCCCGGGGGCGUCAGUUUCCUACUAUAUGUGGUAGGUUAAAUGCCCACAAAGUGAUAGAAUUGGGAGCUAGCUGGCACAGUCGCAGCGUAUUACAGCACCAGCGACCCGGGUUAGAUUCUGCUGCUGUUUGUAUGUUCUCCCUUAUCCACAUGGAUUUUCUCCAGGUGUCCCAGUUUCCUCCCAAGUUCCAAAGACGUACAAGUUAAUCACAUGGGUGUAAUCAUGUCAGUACGGCCUGUUACUGUGCUGCAUCUCUAAAUAAAUGUGGAGGGGGAAUAAAAUAGAAAUAGCAUUACUGGGUGGUUGGUGUGGACUAAGUGUUACUGAUCUGUACCACCUUCCCUUGGUAAAGAAGGGGACUCGUGUUCCUGAAGUGCAAACCAGAGGAGAUGGAAGAACCCUCACAGUCACAGGGAAAUGUGCAAACUUCACACUGACAGUUCUGGAGGUCAGGAUUGAACCAGAAUCUGUGCUCGCUCUACCACCAGACAGAGGUUAUGGACACACCACCCCACUCUCCAAUGGGGGGAAGGCUUUCUCCAUCAUCUUCAUCUUGGUGGGGGUCCCACUGACGAUGCUGUUCCUGACGGCGCUGGUACAGCGGCUGAUGCUCUACCUGACCACUCAGCCCAUCCGCCUCUGCCAGGAGAGGUUCAGCUACACCAGACAGCAGAUUACCUGGAUCCACCUCUUUGUGCUGACACUGAUGGUCCUCAUCACCUUCUUCAUCAUCCCCUCGGCCAUCUUCAGCGCCAUUGAGGCAGAGUGGAGCUUUUCUGAUGCCUUCUAUUUCUGCUUCAUCUCACUCAGCACCAUCGGCCUGGGUGACUUCGUCCCAGCAGAACAGAGUAACCAACGCCUGCGGCCUCUCUACAAGUUCUCUGUCACCUUCUUCCUCCUCUGUGGCCUGGUCACGAUGCUGUUUGUCCUGAACACAGUCCACGCCGCAGUAGGCCUCCACGGCUUGACCCAGAUUUUCUACCUGCCCCCGGCCGAAGACGAGGAGGACGAGACCGAAGGGACCAUCCUGCAGCCGCAGAGCCCGGCCGAGCACCCUUCCUACAAGUCCAUUUUACCCUCCGAGAACCGGUGAUAGUGGGAGAGGCAGAGAUUCCAGGACAUCCUCCGGAACAUCUACCUCAGCUGUGACUUGUGAAUCAGGAGGUCCCACACUAACUCCAGGCUGCCCAGCACUAUAAAAUUGAAACAAGACAGACAAAAUUUACAAGGAUGUUGCUGAGAUUUGAGGCCCUGGGUUACAAGGAAAGGUUGAAUAGUUUAGGACUUUAUUCCCUGGAGUGUCAGAUAAUGAAGGGAGAUUUCAAAAUGAGAAUCAGGUUGGUUAGCACUGACACAUGCUGUGAAAUUUGUUUUGUGGCAGCAGUACAGUGCAAUAAAUAACACAUACUAUAAAUCAUAAUAAAUAUCAGUAAAAAUAAAUAAGUAGUACAAAUAGCAAAAAAAUAGCGAGGUGGUGUUCAUGGGUUCACUGUGCAUUCAGAAAUCUGAUGGCAGAGGGUAAGAAGCUGUUCCUAAAACAUUGAGUGUGUUCCUCCUCUCUGAUGGUAGCAAUGAGAAGAGGGCAUGUCCUUGAUGGUGGGGGGCCUUAAUGAUGUAUACUGCCAUUUUGAGGCAUCGCCUUUUAAAGAUGCCCUCAAUGGUGGGGAAAUUUGAUAGAGGUAUAUAAAAUUAUGUGAGGCAUAUUGUAGACUGGCUAAAUGUAAGCAGGCUUUUCCUCUGAGGCUGAGUAAGACUAGAACUAGAGGUCAUGGGUUAAGGGUUAAAAUGAAACGUUUAAGGGGUCCCCAGGGCGAGGAACUUCUGAAAGUGUGGAAUAAGUUGUUAGCAGAAGUGGAGGAUGCAGGUUCGAUUGCAAUGUCUAAGAGAAGUUUGGAUAAGUACAUGGUUGAGAGGGGUAUGGAUGGCGAUGGUCUGGUUUGAGGUCAAUGGGACUAGGCAGCGUAAUAGUUUGGCAUACACUGAAUGGGCCGAAGUGCCUGUUUUUGUGUCGUAGUACUCCUUAAACAGGAACACAAGCCCAGAAAUCCUGAGUCAUGCUCCCAGUGCAGAACUGAGAGAGCAUAUCAUGCCCUGGUGAAUGAUCAACGUACCUUUAAGACAAUCACAAACAAGAGGUGCUGGAAGUCCAAGUGAUAUGUACAAAAUGCUGGAGGAACUCAGCAGGCCAAGCAGCAUCUAUGGAAAAGAAUAAGAGAUGAGAAGAACAACACACACAAAAUGCUGGUGGAACACAGCAGGCCAGGCAGCAUCUAUAGGGAGAAGCGCUGUUGACAUUUCGGGCCGAGACCCUUCGUCAGGACUAACUGAAAGGAAAGGUACUAAGAGAUUUGAAAGUAGUGGGGGGAGAGGGAAAUGCAAAACGAUAGGAGAAGACCGGAGGGGGUGGGGUGAAGCUAAGAGCUGGAAAGGUGAUUGGCGAAAGUGAUACAGAGCUGGAGAAGGGAAAGGAUCAUGGGACGGGAGGCCUCAGGAGAAAGAAAGGGGGAGGGGAGCACCAGAGGGAGAUGGAGAACAACUAAAUAUGUCAGGGAUGGGGUAAGAAGGGGAGGAGGGGCAUUAACAGAAGUUAGAGAAGUCAAUGUUCAUUGACUUGAGAGAUGAGAAGUCUUUUUUCCAGUCCUGAUGAAGGGUCUUGGCCUGAAAUGUCGACUGUUAACUCUUUUCUAAAGAUGCUGCCUUGCCUGCUGAGCUCCUUUAAGAGAAGGUCACUUAAUAACUUCUCUUGUAUUGAAUGGGAUUUUGCUCUGCACAAAUCAGGUGCCUUAUGUCCUGUUUCAACAGUGAUCACUUCAAAACAUAUUUUAUUGGUUGUAAAAAAAUAAGUAAAACAAUUUUUGUAUCAUGAAGUGUAACGUAGAGACAUAGUAGCAUAGCAGUGAGUGUAAUCACUUGACAACGCUCACGAUCACCGAUUGUGAUUCAGUUCCUGUCACCAUCUGUAAGAAGUUUGUAUGUUUUUCCUGUGGCUGCCUGGGUGUCCUCUGGGUGCUCCAGUAUCCUCCUCAUUCCAAAGAUGCUUGGUGCAUUGUGGGUGUGCUAUGUUCCAGUUGAAAGUGUGGGGCUCCCCCAGCAUAGUCCUCAGACAAUGUCACAUAACAGCGCAUUCACUGUCCAUUUUGACAUAGUGCGGUCACUCGACUCACGUCCGAUGUUCUCCUAAGGUGCUGAGUGAAUCCUGUUACUGGAGAAAGUCUGCGCGUGACUUUGUUUAACAUGGGCAGGCUGAUGGGUGGGCAACCUCCGCACAGUCUUUGACAGAUCGGAGUCAGGUUCCAGUAACGUGGAAUACAAGACGACCACUGCUGUAGACUUCCUCCAUUUUCACUGCCACUGUGAUAUGUCAUCAUCUUCGGCCAGCUCCACCGUGGUACUUCGUCCGGAUUCUCCUCCUCGACCUUACUGCCAUGGGGGACUCCACCAGGAACGGAGAGCCAGGUAUUUUAACUCCAGCGGGCCUCGCUCUCAGCGCUCAGGAACUCACCAGCCUCAUCACGACCUCUAAGAAGGUUUUGAUGGAGAUGUGACAAAUGGGGGAAAGAAAGCUAACUUUGGGGGAACUAGAAAUUCUAAAGGACCGUUUCACUGAAGGAGCCCAGAUACUGUUUUGUUUAAAAUUUAUCUUCCCAGUGCCGGAGCAACCUCGUGCUGUGAGUAACAAGUUAUUUUCGGCAGCUGACUCUACCAACUGAUGUCAUUUGCACCUCUCCAGUGUCUUGGUGUCAAGUAUUGUUAAACAAGGUUGCUCUGCAUGACUUUUACCACCAUUUCACAGAGGAAAGUUCUGAGCUGGCCUGUCUUGGGGUCGAGGGGCCUGUCUGUGUGUAAUUGGGGGAUUCAGAGACGUGUGUGUGUGUGUGUGUGUGAGAUUGGGUGGGUGCUGGGAGGGAGUAAAGGUUGUUGUUCUCACUCUGUUCUGUUGAAUAGGGUGUCGGGUAGUGCAGCAGUUAGUGCAACCCUGUUACAACUCCGGAAAUUGUCACCGUUCUGUGAGGAGCUUCUGACCGUCCUUCCCAUGGAAGGUGUGGGUUUUCCCCAGGCGCUCUGCUUUUCUCCCACAAACCAAAAACAUACCAGGCAGGCGAAUGGGAUUGUAAACCGUUCCGUGAUUGGGUCUGUGGGCUUGUUGGGGCCGUGACUCAAAGGUCCGGAAGGCCAACUGCGCCCUAUAUUGCCAAGCAAAAUUAAUAAAAAUAAAGAUGGUGAGUAUGAUAUGUCUGUGGGCUGCCCCCAGCACAUCCUUGCAUUGUGUUGGUUGUUAAAGCAAACGACACAUUUUGCUGUGCGAUGAAUAACAAUCGGAAUCUGUUUCUGAGACCCGGUGUUCCCUGGUGCAGCCUCUGGAUGUCCCAGGCUCUCUGCAGUCGGUGCUGUCCUCCAACAAUGCUGGCGAUUUGCACAGCAAGAUCUCACAAACAGAAAUGUAGUAAUAGCUGUGUUCAAGUUCAAGUUGAAUUGUCAGUCAGCCAGACAUGAGUACAGCCAAACAAAACAGGGCCAGAGUGUACCAACAGUCAUACAUAGCACAGGACACACAUGGCGAAUAUACUAUCAGACAGCAGUAAAAUACAGUCACAAAAAAUAUUGUCCAAAUCCCUGGGUUCUGCAGCAGCAGUCUGCAGUUGAAUACAAUACAAUCACCUUCUGCUGCUGGAGGGCAGUGCUGACUCUAACGGAGCCUCUCUCUCGCAGGCAGCUGCAAACAGGUGACGCCAUGGUCCGAGGCCAGGUCUUCACUACAACUGAGGCUCCCGUGCUGUCUGCAUCGUUGCACAUUACCACUGUCAAACAGGGUCUUGCAAUCACAAGAAAAGGGACUCACUGUUAGACUGCAUGUCACCUUUGCGCACACCGAUGUCUCUCUGAUACAGGCAGCGGUGCCACCCACUUCAAGUUCACCUCCUUCGGUUUCUCCACCAACAAGCUGAUGUGGCUGCUGAUUGAGAGGUAAUCAAUGACCUGAGAGAACCGAUCUGCACAUCACUAGGGCACAGGUAGUACCUUGGAGUAGCUUCUAAAGCAGAGGAAUGUGGGUCUCGGGGGUUUCUGAUGAGGGAAAGCUUCAGCUGGGACUCCCCUUGUCCAUUCGUCCCUUUGUGAUUCAACCCUGCCUGUUGAAUGGAUUCUGCAGACGCUGAAAAUCCAGAACAAUAUACACAAAUUGUGGAGGAACUCAUCAGAUCAGGCAGCAUCAAUGGAGAGGGCUAAACAGGUGGCAUAUUGAGCUGAGCCCCUUCAUCGUGACCGUAAAGGAAGGGGGAAGAAGAUGGGGGAAGGGAAGGUGUUCCAGCCGACAGGUGAUAGCUGAGGGGGGGGGGGGAAGAUGGGUGGGUGUGGUUGUGGUGUUGAAGUAACAAGCUGGCAGGGUAUAGGUGGAAUAGGGAGAGGGCUGAAGAAGGAAAAAUCUGAAAGGAGAGGAUAGAGGGCCAUGGAAGAAAGGAGAUGAGGCAACCAGAGAGGUGAGGGGAAGAGAGGAGAAUGGGGAAUGGAAAAAGAGAGACAGUGAAUUAUUGUCACACAUACUUAGAAAAUAUCCUGUUUGCCUGCCAUCCAGGAGGAUAAUUUCAGACUUCUGUACAUCAAGAGAAAAAAAAGAAAAAUACCCACAGAUUACGGAAUAUAGUGUUUCCGAGAAAACAGAGUGCGGGGUGAGAAAGCACAGGACAGCACAUCCUUGGACUGUGUUGGUCGUUGAGACAAAUGACAUUCCACUGUACGUUCAGAUGUACUGUACGAUUACUGACAGAAGCUAAUCUCUACGUUUUCAUGUGUGCUGCAGUGAGCUUGCCUCCACAGGCCUUGUACCACUUGCUAUGUCAGGUUGACCACCCUGCCCCUGUGCUAGUGAGGGGGACUGGGCAGUACCGGUGACAAGCAAUGUCUGCUGGAUCUGCUCUCUUGAUGCCAGGUAACUGUCUGAUGAGAAAGUGGCUGUUCCUGGACUUGGUGUGAGUCCAAAGUAAAUGUAUUAUCAAAGUACAUAGACAAUGCACACAAAAUCUUGGAGGAACUCAGUAGGCCAGGCAGUAUCUGUGGAAAAGAGUCAACAGUCAAAUUUUUGGGCAGAGACAUCGACUGUUUACUCUUUUCCAAAGAUGUUGCCUGUCCUGCUGAGUUCCUCCAACACUUUGUAGGUGAUGGGUGAAACUGGGAGAGGGGGAAGAGUGAAGUAAAUAGCUGGGAAGUUGAUUGGUGAAAGAGAUAACGGGCUGGAGGAAUCUGAUAGGAGAGAACAGAAGAUCCUGGAAGAAAGGGAAGCGGGAGGAGCACCUGAGGCACAUCAAAGUGCGUAGAGUAUAUGUCACCAAAAUCUACCUCGAGAUUCAUCUUCUUGCGGGCAUUUACAGGACAGUAAAGACUGCAGAUAAUGAGACCCAAACAACCAAAGUGCAAAUAAAGACAAACAGUGCAAAUAAUUAAAAAUAAAUAAAUGAUACUGAGAACCUGAGUUGUGCAUUCCUUAAAAGUGGGUCCAUAGGUUGUGGAAUCAGUUCAGUGUUGUGAAGUUAUCCAUGCUGGUUCAGAAGCCUGAUGGUUGAAGUUUGAUAACUGUUGGUGGGCUCCUCAGGUUUCUGUACCUCCUGUCUGAUGGAAUGUCAUUGUUGUGGUCAGACACUCCUGUAACCUGUUCCAGAGUGACACAUGUGGCCUACAAAACGUCCUUUAUGUGUCAGGCCUGCCGUUCUUUCAGGCCCUUUACCGCAGGUUUUAUCUUUCUGUAUGUUAGAAGGUCAAACGUAGUCAAGGAGCAACUUUAUUCACCAUAAACAUUUACAAGUAUUAAGAAUUUGUCGUGGUGUGUUGGCGCAACAAUUAUAAAAAGUAAAAUCAGAUGUUACGGUAUGGAAAUGGAAUAAAAUGUACUUUUUUACAAUGUAAGCUGCAUUGUAAAUGUGGUUUUAAAUGUUUGCAGUGCAGUGACUGGGGUAAUAGACAGAGAGGUUGGCUAACCAGAAUGUUUGAUCUCAUUCUCCGCCUGGGAGAAGAAACUUUUAAGACGGCGUGAAGUUUUAUUUUAAUAGACCUACAGUGCUUUUCAGAAGGGAUCUCUUUGAAGAGAGAGUCUGCAGGGUGGGUGGUGUCGGCAAUGAUACUCAAUAGUUCAGGUGUGAUUUAAUCAAGGCAUUAUGUAAUUAUGUUAAUAUGGUAUUAGCGUUUUAUAUAAAGCCUCCUGGAAUAAAUACGAACCUUAUCCUUUUA
This is a messenger RNA of Hypanus sabinus (Atlantic stingray), 7603 nucleotides long. RefSeq names its product potassium channel subfamily K member 1-like. The coding region runs from base 648 to 1478 and encodes 276 amino acids. Gene Ontology annotation, biological process: stabilization of membrane potential; potassium ion transmembrane transport. NCBI's taxonomy places the organism in Eukaryota, Metazoa, Chordata, Chondrichthyes, Myliobatiformes, Dasyatidae. The transcript has 4 exons. Gene Ontology annotation, cellular component: membrane. The record is from RefSeq and is a predicted model, not a curated record. Gene Ontology annotation, molecular function: potassium ion leak channel activity.